Molecule: messenger RNA, 1164 nt
Organism: Pogonomyrmex barbatus (red harvester ant)
Lineage: Eukaryota; Metazoa; Arthropoda; Insecta; Hymenoptera; Formicidae
Source: RefSeq, a predicted model, not a curated record
CUCAAGUUCAAGCUGUAGCAGCUUAUGCGUUCUAUGCGAUUGUGUAAUUGCAUAUGGCGGUUGUUGACAUUGUGAAAAGUUUUGAAUUCUAAUUUUACAUAAAAGUGUCAGUAUGAAGAUAUGGAAGAGACAUUAUUAGAGUUCCCAGUCUUCAUUGAAGAAACGCAGAGCGUCAUCACAUUAUUUCUUACUCAGGAAAUAAUUAAUAAAAUUCAAACAGAUCAAAAGUUGCUGCAAUCGCUUGUAAACAGAGAAAUCAGUAAGCAGAAUAAUUCUACUGACUUCUCAAGUUCUUUAGAAAUUAGUCAGCCUUCAUCAGCAUUGUCUGAAAAUGUUGAUUCCGAAGAAAAUGAUUGUUUGACGAAUACAAAAGGAUUUGUAUGAUCUGAUGCUGCAGUAUAUUUACUAUUAGAAUUGUAUUGGGAGAAAGAAUCCGACUUCAAUUCGGGAUCUAAAAGAAAUGCUACUAUUUGGGCUGAAUUAGUAGAAAAAAUGAAAGAAAAUUUCAACGGAAAAUAUGCUGUAACUGAGUUGCAAUGCUCUGUAAAGAUGUCUGGUCUUAAAAGAACAUUUAAAAACAUAAGCGAUCAAAAUAAAAAGAGUGGAAAUUGUCGGAAUACAUGGGCCUUUUAUUUGGUGAUGGACUCAAUUUUUGGGAAAAAGGCUUUUGUGAUGCCACCUGCGAUUGCAUCAAGCGAAGGUCCAGUUAAGCCAACAAAUGUGACAGAAUCACCUUCAUUGCCAUCUAAUCCAAGCAAAAAGCGAAGAGUUGAGACUGUGCUGAAGAAUUUCAUUGAUGAUAUAAGACAAGAUAGGAACAUAGCAAUAGCCAAAAGAGAAGAAGAGAGGAAAGAAUAUGAGAAAUUAAAAGCACAGCGAUAUAUCGAGCGUAAAGAAGAACAAAGGAAAAUUCAUGAAGAGAAAAUGGAGAUACAAAAAUCAUUGAUUGAAAUUAUGAAACUUUUAAUUGAAAAGCAAAAAUAAUUUUGAUACCUCUAUAUUUAUCUAUAGCAAAAAGAAAUAGUCCUAUAAUUUCCGUAAUGGCAUUGUUUCGGUGGUAUGCCCUACAUUCUAUUUUCUAUGUGAUAGCUAGUUUGUAACAAGUCUGUGAUCUAUCGACAAUACGUACAAAUGAUAUUAAUGUAAGAAGUGAUAUUAAUUAAU